UUUUCCUGCAUCUCUAUAUUAUCCAAAUCUAGACCACUUACAUGAAAUCUCACUUUUGCAAUUCAUUCCUUGUUGCAAGGCUGGAAGUGUCACUGCUCGGCUGCUGCUUCUUUGCAGGGGAAUGCUGUUUAUGUGGAAAAGUGUUGCUUGCACCGUUGAGUUACCAUGCUGCAAAAACAGUGUGGGGCUCUCUUAAGCAGAGCUGUGAGUCAUGCCUUCAUUUGCUGAGCAUCCAUGCCCUGGCCUUCCUACCUUCACCUCCCUGAAUGUCUUAGAACCCAUACCCCGAGGAGACAUUAUUCUCCAGCAAUUUAGAGAAUACGUAGGCAUGCAGUGAGCACAUGAGUAUGACAGGUGCGCUGUGUGGUCACAGGGCUCCUUUUGCAGCAUUUUUGGCCAUGUGUUGGUAACUCAGGUAGCUCAGACUCUUCAGGAAAUUCCAUAUUCAUGCUGAUUUCUAUUUCUAGUCUAUUUUAUAGGGCUUCUCCAUUAUUAAUCUUUUCAUCUUGCCACCUUCUAUGACCAAAUUUCUGUAAUAGCUUUUCUGGAGUACAGUUUUGUUUCCCUGAACAGAGAGUUAAGAGCAAAUGAGGUGCUUCCAAACCUCCCAGAGAAUGCCUGUUUAUAUGUCCCUUUCCAAGUUUGGUUUGCUCAAGCACAAGCUCAGGACUGAAGCUAUUCAAAGUACUUUCAGAAUGACCACAUCCAUAAACCAGCAGCUGAGCUGUAGACAUCCAAGAAGAGAACAGAUGGCCACUGAUGUGGUCAAUUUUGCUACAAACUGUCAUGUAGGAAGUGAGUUUUUAGGCACCUGAGGCUUAGUCCUGCCAAGAGGGUGAAUGCUCCCAGUUUGAGAUCGUGUAAGGAUACAAAUUUCCUGAGUACUGAGCCAUUUGAAAAAAAUCCUGUAGGGGGUUCUGUGAGAGAAAGACUGAAAGCCAGAACACCAGGAAGAUCAUCCUGGUUACUUUCUUAAUUUUCUUAAGUCUCUCUGUAAACCUGAGAGUAAAGGCUAAGUCUGAAAAAAAUGACACCCUGUCACCCAAAACCACCAAAUAGCUGGGGCUGGAAUCUUCAAUCCACACCAAAUACUGGCAGAUUUGGGUUGGUGAUUCUGCUAAAACAACAAUAUCAACAUCUCCCUUCCAGCUCCUCACAAUACCUAGUCCCUGUGGUGUUUCCCUUCAUGCCCCCAUAGGUGCAGCCAGCACCUCCAGCUCAUACCUCUGUUUUUCUUAGCUCAGUAUUAAGCUGUUUUCCUCAUUCAUAUUUUCUUUAGGACUCUGAUUGUUUCUUCUAGCCUCAGAAGGAUUUCCAGUGGCCUUUUAUUUCACAGCAGGAUGCUAAGGAGCCUUAGUUUUUGCCAGUGUUUAUAUGGGUAACGAAUCAAAGGAGUAGAAGAACACUGACCUGUAAAAAAAAGAUCAAGUUUUGUCUGGGGCCAGCCUCCACAAAAUGGUUCUGCAGAUUAUAAAUGAUACAAUGCCUGUCUCCAUGAUGCUGUCCUAAAGGCUGUCUUUGAGGAUUUUGGGAUCCAGGCCAGGUUAGUUAGCAUUCCCAGUCUUCUGACUCAGGACUUUGACAGAUACACUGCAGCAAAUGAAUCUUGACUAACUGGGAUAGGACAUCUAAGCUGUGUGUAGCACUAAAAUGUGAAAGCAAUAAAAGGUACUCAAGAUACCAUGGGUUUGGGGAUACAUAAUUAGAACAAAAUUUCCUGUGAACUCUAAGGCUUCAAUUACAAUUUCUGAAAUUCAGGACAAGGAACAGAAGAACACAAAGCUGCACAUUAGGGUUUCCCAGAAACAAUCCUCACCAGGCAAAAUACACAGUUUUUUCAUGCAGCUUUUUCAUGCAAACUUUUGUUAAAAAAGAGUAAGAUAGCAAUUUCUCCAUGUUUCAGCAUCAAUCAGGCUUUGCACAGAGAUUUGCCCUGUAAUGUCUCCUGACAAGCACAUAAUGUACAAACAAAUCCCAUCUAAUUCCAGUGUAUAAGCUGCAAAAUUAGUAAGACUGGAAGUCAUAUUCUUGGAAAAUUACUCUCUGUGGUAAAGAAAGUUAUGUCAAACUCAAACAUAUGUCUGGACUCAGCUCAAGUUCAGGGUUCUCCAUGGCCAGCCUACCCCUAACAUUCUUCUCAAUGUCUUUCAAGAGAGCAACUUUUUCUUGAAAGGUUUUUUGGAUCUAGCUUUUCCAGGUAGUGACUAUGUAUAGUUUUCCAAUAUAAGUCUUGUUUUUCAUUUUUAUAACCCAGUACCCUAUGACUUUUGGAAAGUAUUUUUCUUUCCUUGACUGGUUUUUGCUCAAAUCAACUGACUUCUAACAUGAAUUUGUGAUAUUGAACUUUGUGUAAUUUUUUUUCCUGCAGAAGGUCAAACUUAAUAGAAAAAUUGGAAGUAUGCCCAGUGAAAAUCCAUAUCACAGGUGGGCUUUACCUAUGAUGUAUUUUCAGAAAAUAAAUAUUGCUUGUUGUUGACAUUAUUUCUAAUUCCUAUAGGCUGUAUCUGGAUCUUUCUUUCAGCUUAACAGGAAUUAAAACAGCAUGAGCCAAAGAGCAGAAUAUAAUUCAAAACAAGGAAGGAUCUCAUACACAGGUCUAUAGAAUAAACAGAACAUUGGUUGUUAUGCUCUGGCAAAUGUGUAAAGACUAAUGGGAAACAUUAUGUAUUAUCUACUAUAUCGAGGUUUAUUGCCAAAAAAAAAUGAAACUACUUAUGUUUUCCUCUUUUGAUCUUUGUUCUAAAAAUUUUGUUCUUUAGGAUAAUAGUCAAAACCCACAAAUUUUGAAGUGAGAAAGGAGACAUCAAAGAAGAUAAAAGUUCUGUCCAUUUCUGUCUGCUUGGGAAUACCAAAGUUAUUUUUACUUUUUAUGUUGUUUUUACUUGUAGGCUGACUCAGAGAAUGGCUCCUCUCAGCCAUGACUACAGUACAGAGUAGAGAUUCUGGAACUCCUUUUAACCUGGCUUGGCAGUGCAGGUACCUGAAGCAGUGUAGCCAUGGCAGCACAGGGCUCUGAGUGGCCUAAUUAGUCUGCCAAGAAAUAAAUGGAUGCUGGCAAUUCCCUGGGGAAAAAGAGGUUGAAUUGUUAACAAAAAGGGUUUCCUCUGAGGCACGUUCAUUAAAUAGGUGUUAGCAAGAGCCAAAAAACCUCAAGUUCCAACCUUAGAAUAAAAAUGUCUUUUGUCCUUUGGCACUUGUGAUGUCCCAGCCUUCCAAUUCUCCCACUGUCUAUAGAUACAAAAGAAAGAUGUGAUUCCAAUAUCUGGUGGAAAACCUAAAAUAAAGCAAAUGAUCCCUGCCCCAACACCAAAUCAAUAGGUAAGAUUUCCUUAAAAAGACAAAUAUAAGAAAUUUUUCCUUUCUGGAAACAUGCAGAGCUCUCCUGGUGGCAGCAGCGGGGUGGAGUUGCUUGAGCAUCCUGCUUCCCUAGGACACACAUCAGGGUCAGUCCCCUGAGCAACGCCAGGAGCACGGGCAGAUCUCCUUUACUGUGCCUCUGAAAAUGGCAGGGCAAAGAAGCAACAGAGGUGAAAAUCCCACAGAGCCACCAGGAUGUGAUGCCCAAUGAUGAGCAGUAAUUACUGCAGCAACACUUCAGCCAGCAUGAGCGUCAACGAAAUGUCUGCCUUCCCUCUGACUUUAGAACAAAAAACUGGCUUUGCCUUUGUGGGGAUUUUGUGUGUUUUCUUGGGACUUCUAAUUAUCAGAUGCUUCAAAAUCUUGCUAGACCCCUACAGCAGUAUGCCUUCUUCCACGUGGGAAGAUGAAGUUGAGGGGUUGGAUAAAGGGACAUUUGAAUAUGCUCUUGCAUGAAAACUCACAGAAUAUCCUGCCUUAAAUUUGAUGUUGAUUUCAUUCUGGAAACCAACUGUUGUUACAUUUGUUAUACAUGCCUGCAUUUUGGAGAUAUGUUGGUGGCAUCCAUUUUGUUAAAUAAAUAUUUGUUGCAAAUUCAAAA
Messenger RNA from Oenanthe melanoleuca, 3958 nucleotides. RefSeq names its product cortexin 2 (gene CTXN2). The coding region runs from base 3565 to 3813 and encodes 82 amino acids. The transcript is spliced from 2 exons. The record is from RefSeq and is a predicted model, not a curated record. NCBI's taxonomy places the organism in Eukaryota, Metazoa, Chordata, Aves, Passeriformes, Muscicapidae.